UGGCGACUGUCGCACACGACACAAAAUGCGAAAAUAGAUAACUUCCGUACUAACCUACUCGUACUGCCAGUUAGCUCGCAAGCUCAAUAACGGAGUAUUCAAUAAUAAAACGUAAUAAAACGAUUAACAUACGUUUAUUAUAUCAGUUGAAGAGCUUAAUGUGAAUUGACAGCUACUCAUAUUGAGUGUCGAUGAGCAGAGGAUGGACUUCAACAGGACUAUUCUAGUGACUGGGGGUUCUGGAUUUAUUGGUUCUCAUCUUGUGUGUACACUGGUCUACGCACACCCUGACUGGAGAAUUGUUAACCUGGAUAAUUUGGAUUACUGCUGCAGUCCCAAGAGUCUGGAGAGCGUUGAAGACAGAGCAAACUACACCUUUAUCAGAGGAGAUGUGUGCAACUCACGGCUGGUGAAUCACAUUUUCACAACGGAAAACAUCGAUGUUGUCUUUCACCUGGCAGCCAAAACGCACGUCGAGUCAUCAUUUGAAUCCCCGUCUACCUUCCGGCGCGUUAACAUCGACGGAACCAGGGUUUUACUGGCAGCAGCCCAUCGGGCGCGACACCAGCCGAGGCGUUUCAUCUACGUCAGCACUGAUGAAGUUUACGGAGCCAGUCUGGAUGAAGUGUUUGACGAGAACAGUCCGGUGAGGCCCUCCAAUCCGUACUCCGCCACUAAAGCAGCUGCUGAGUACCUGGUCAGGUCAUACUGGGACAAAUAUAAGUUUCCCAUCAUCAUCACCAGGAGCAACAACAUCUACGGGCCCAGGCAGUACACUGAGAAGGUCAUUCCAAGGUUUCUCUCCCUCUUGCAAAUGGACAAGAAAUGCACAAUCCAGGGAACCCUCCCUAAAUCCCGCCACUUCCUGUUUGUCGACGACGCCAUCAACGCCUUCUUGUUGGUUCUGGAGGAAGGGAUUGUGGGAGAAAUCUACAACAUGGGAACAAACUGCGAGAUUCCCAUCAUACAACUGGCUCGGGAGCUUGUUCAGAUGGUCAAGAACGUGCCAGACUCUGAGGUGACCGACUGGCUCGAGUUUGUGCCUGACAGGCCACGUGUCGACCUGCGCUACCCCAUCAAGUGUGAGAAGCUGCAGCAGCUAGGCUGGAGAGCUCAGGUGUCCUGGGCUGAAGGCAUCAGACACACCGUCAAAUGGUACCUAGACAACCCGGACUUUUGGUCAGACACAAGCAAGGAUCGUGGACCAAUCAGAGGCGAGCCUGAACAAGCUAUCAACAAAUAAGUGGACUCGGUUGUUCUUCGCAGACAGACGGAGCAGCGACUCGAAUUAUUUCACAUAUCUGUGUAGCACAGAUGCUAAUAUGGCUGAUUUACAGCCAUAUUAGCAUUAGCAUGCGGUAUAGAAAAUGGAUGGAUGAUUGUUGGACCAAUUGGCUCCCCAAGUGCCAGACAACAGGAAGGCAGUGCCUCCCUUCAAACCAAAGUUUCACCUGGAAAUCAAAGCACUUUAUCUUGAUAUUAAUGACUGAUGUUGACAAGAGGUGUUAUUUUGCUGAAACAUACCCUGCGGAAUAUGUAGACAGUAAUUCCACGAGGUAUGUUUCAGGAUUUAUGUGAAGCUAUGUACCUGAUGUCUUUGUCUCAUUUCCAACGCCAGGUUUCCUUUGAAGUUCAUAUUCAGUAGGUAGUUUGUAAAUCUGAUGAUCAAAUAUACGCCGGUGUCAGUCGGCUAGCUUUUGAGUAGCGUUAAAACGGAAGGAAAGGAAGUUGAAGUGCAGCGAACUGUCUAUCGGUCAGUUGUGUUUUAUGCACAUUCUAAAGAAAUAUUUUUUUUAUAUCAUUUGUAGAAUGUAUUUAAUUGCAAAUAAAUAAUAUUCAUUUAAAGGUAUUGUACACCGUUUUUUGCUUUGCCCAAUCAUCUAAACUCCCACACUUUUUAAAGACACACAUAUGAAGAGGAAGGAGAAUGAAAACGCCGAUUACAUUUGCAAAUCCAAACUUUUAUUUGUGGUAAAAUCAGAAUAGAUGCACAGUUUUCUUCUUCGUGCAGUGCUCCUCUUCGUGCACAACUGCUAAAACUAAUACACAAAGCAAAUACUAACUAGCAGGCCAGAGGUGUUAUGUGUCCACGCUGAGGGGUCUGGCCAGUCAGUAACGGCGACAACACUGGGCUUUAUUUAAUUUCAGUUCAGUCUCUAAAAUGCAAUCAUUCCUAAACAUGACUACACAGUUGUUGUUUUUUUUUUUUUUUUGUUUUGUUUUUUUUGCAAUAACCAUCCUAUGUUUAUUGAACUGAAAGUUAAAUUAAGCUGCAAGUGUUGUAUUCGUUUGGUGUCCUCACUUUGUUUCCCAGAAUGCCUUUUGUCAGCAGCUUAAAACUUACACGAUUGUUUUUCUGCGUACAAAAAAGGCAGAAAAAUGUGGUGUACCAUCGGUUUGAUCUGUCACUGAAAUAGUGGACCUUGCUGGGGCUGCAUUCUGGUCCGUUGAGGUUGCUAUUGUUGGACACAUGGAUUUGUCCCGGAAAAGGUGCAGAAUGCCUGUGCUAUAAACCUAUAGUAACAUUACAAACAGCUGCAAAUAUCAUAUGCUCAUACAAGAGGCAGAUGAGGACCUGAAUCAGGUUUAAGUUGCACUAAAAACUCCUUCAAGUAAAUGACGCCUGCAUGGACGUCACCAGGUCGUCUUUUUUUUUUUUCCCCCCUCCCCAUUUCUGAUUGGCCAGAGGCUCCCGCAAAUGAGCAUCAACACACUGACGCCUGAACAUAUGCAAAUCACAACAACUAGAACCACAGUUAAUUCUGUGUUAUGAAGACUUUAAAGAUCACCACUUGCCAGACAUUCACAACAAGGGUAUUAACAGGAAGGAAAAGUGUACAGACUAAAAAAAACAAACAAACAAACAAAAAAAAAACCAAAACAGAACAAAACAAAAAUAAAAAACAACAUCUGACUUGGAGAGAAUCUGGACACUUGUUUUUUGUACUGCAUGUUGUUGCUGUUCUUUUUUUUUUUUUUUUUGUUGGUAUUUUUUUUUUUACAAAAUGGUCUUUGAUCGUAACAUUUUGUUAAUUUUCUUUUAAUCCAAACCUUGGCAUAUAUGAUGGUGUUGUCUCAAAUUUUGUCCGCCAAUUAAAAAAAAUAUGGCUGUU
This is a messenger RNA of Scatophagus argus, 3113 nucleotides long. RefSeq names its product dTDP-D-glucose 4,6-dehydratase-like. Bases 203 to 1243 code for a protein of 346 amino acids. Gene Ontology annotation, biological process: nucleotide-sugar metabolic process. NCBI's taxonomy places the organism in Eukaryota, Metazoa, Chordata, Actinopteri, Scatophagidae. The record is from RefSeq and is a predicted model, not a curated record. The transcript has 12 exons. Gene Ontology annotation, molecular function: dTDP-glucose 4,6-dehydratase activity.